Molecule: messenger RNA, 615 nt
Organism: Emiliania huxleyi CCMP1516
Lineage: Eukaryota; Haptophyta; Isochrysidales; Noelaerhabdaceae
Exons: 3
Coding region: 1-615 (204 amino acids)
Source: RefSeq, a predicted model, not a curated record
AUGCCGGCGAAGGUCCUGCUUAUUGCCUCUGUCCUUGUCGUGCCCGCACAGGCUCCGCCACCGACGAUUCACCCGGACUGCAAUGUUGUGUGCGUUGGCGUCCCCUGCGGGACGUUCUACGACACCACUUGCUCAGAUCAAGCGGUAAAGUUGCCAUCGUGCAACUGCGGGAAUUGCUGUCGCCCAGACCCGCCCGCCACCCAAGCGGUCGCCGCUCACGCAACGCCCGCUGCUCAGACGCCGGUCUUCACCACGCGUGGGCCCAACAGUGUGGUCCUCUGGCAGCCUCCUGGCCCGGGCCGCAAGGCUGGCGCGUGCGCUGGGCCGACGACGAUGCAAGCGGAUCCCAUCUGGCAGGCGGUGACGAUCGCCGAGUGCCAAGAGUACUGCGCUCUCGACAUUGAAUGCGUCGCGAUCGAGUUCACGGAGUUCGUCCCAAAGUGGCAGCGCUUGUACGCACGAGAGUAUGCACGCUGCAUGGCCAUCGACUUGCCCUCCAAAUGCGCCAAGCUGGACGGCGCGUCGCUCAAGGGGGCCAGCUUUGGCGGCGCGAAUCUCAAGUCUGUCAGCUUCGUCGGCGCCAACCUCGACGGCGCCGACUUCACACCAGGCUGA